AUGCGCCCCGCGGAUGUCUUCACCCCUCUCGUGCACAGCGAGAAAAGAGGCGGCCAUACAAUACGAGUGCGUCAUGUGCAUAGGUGUGAAGGUUGCCGCGGGCGAGCAGCUGAAGCUGCAACAUCAACGUUGCGGCAUAAAAGGCUAAUGCCCCGGGAAAAGUGGAGGCCGAGCUGCCAUCGAAGUGCCCUGGGUGGCUUGCUGGCUUAG
Molecule: messenger RNA, 210 nt
Organism: Drosophila sechellia
Lineage: Eukaryota; Metazoa; Arthropoda; Insecta; Diptera; Drosophilidae
Exons: 3
Coding region: 1-210 (69 amino acids)
Source: RefSeq, a predicted model, not a curated record